UUCCGGGUGUGUCAUGCUUUGUUACAAGCUUAAAAACCCUCAUAGUUUGGGCUGAUCACGGCAUUCAGCGACACUCAUUCAACCGACAAGAUGACCACUCUCAGUGUUAAGGACAAGGACACAGUCAAAGCCUUCUGGGCUCAAGUGUCUGGAAAGGCGGAGGAGAUCGGCACCGAUGCUGUGGCCAGGAUGCUUGUGGUGUACCCGCAGACCAAGACUUACUUCUCCCACUGGAAGGACCAGAGCCCCAACUCUCCCGCUGCGAGGAAGCACGGAGUGACUGUGAUGUUGGGAGUUGGAGAGGCUGUGGCCAAAAUCGACGACCUGAAAGCAGGUCUUGUGGGCCUCAGUGAGCUGCAUGCCUUCACUCUGCGUGUGGACCCUGCCAACUUCAAGAUUAUCUCCCACUGCAUCCUUGUGGUCAUGGCCACCAUGUUCCCCAACGAAUUCACCCCUGAGGUCCAUGUGUCUCUGGACAAAUUCCUGGCUGCUCUGGCUCUGGCCCUGUCUGAGAAGUACCGAUAAACAGCAGGAGAAGAAGACAGAGACUGCAGCACGAGCUAACU
This is a messenger RNA of Cottoperca gobio, 566 nucleotides long. Its product is annotated as hemoglobin subunit alpha-2-like. Gene Ontology annotation, molecular function: organic acid binding; oxygen carrier activity; oxygen binding. The transcript is spliced from 3 exons. The record is from RefSeq and is a predicted model, not a curated record. Gene Ontology annotation, biological process: oxygen transport; hydrogen peroxide catabolic process. Gene Ontology annotation, cellular component: haptoglobin-hemoglobin complex; hemoglobin complex; blood microparticle. NCBI's taxonomy places the organism in Eukaryota, Metazoa, Chordata, Actinopteri, Perciformes, Bovichtidae. Bases 91 to 525 code for a protein of 144 amino acids.